AUGUCUACUAGACUUCAAAGAACAGCAGACAAAUCACUUAAUGAAAAACAUGCAAAAAUUCUCAAAGAUUGCUUACAAAAACCUGAAAAUAAGAAUUGUGCUGAUUGCAAAAGAAAAGAUCCACGAUGGGCAUCUUGGAAUUUAGGUAUUUUUGUUUGUAUAAAUUGUUCAGGCGUACAUCGUUCAAUGGGCACUCAUAUUAGUCGAGUCAAGUCUGUCGAUUUAGAUAAUUGGACUCCAGAGCAAGUAGAGCAAAAUUAUAUUAAAAAACUAUUAUUCUACACAUACAUUUAUGUACAUAGAACGUGGUUAGGUGGGGUAAUGGAAAAGCAAAUGCUAAAGGUUCAUUCAAGAUCUUAUAAUAUUGAUUCCAUUAUUCAAAGAUAUUGGGAAGCUAAUUUAAAAAAUAGCAAACCGUCUGAAAGAUCCAAGUAUGAAGCGAAGAAAUGGGCGAUGAGUGGCCCUAUACCCGAUCCAGACACCUUUAAUGACAAUACUUAUUUAUCAGAAUCUACUUCAGAAAAAACUUUAGAAAAAACUUCAAGAGAAGAAAUUAAAAAUGAAAAAAGUCCCAAAGUUCAAAAUAAAGAAAACAAUACUUUUGAUCUUUUUAUGUCAGCACCACAAUCAUCAUCCUCUAAUAAUGUUUCUUCACAACAACAUCAACAAAAAAAUUCUUCAAAACUUCACGGAUCAGAAUUUUUUUCUAUAGGAAAACAAUCAACCUUCACCGCAUUGGAUUCAAAGAAUUUAAUGAUGCCUCAAGGUGGUCAAUACUUUACAACUUUUUCUUCUUCUUCUCAACAAUCUUUAUCAAAUAAAUCCAUUUCUUCUCCUACCAUAGAAACAAAACCCUCAUCAAAACAUAACGAGUAA
Messenger RNA from Entrophospora candida, 876 nucleotides. The record is from the annotation of a GenBank genome assembly. NCBI's taxonomy places the organism in Eukaryota, Fungi, Glomeromycota, Glomeromycetes, Entrophosporales, Entrophosporaceae.